Molecule: messenger RNA, 258 nt
Organism: Austrofundulus limnaeus
Lineage: Eukaryota; Metazoa; Chordata; Actinopteri; Cyprinodontiformes; Rivulidae
Gene: rps21
Product: ribosomal protein S21
Biological process (GO): translation
Cellular component (GO): ribosome
Molecular function (GO): structural constituent of ribosome
Source: RefSeq, a predicted model, not a curated record
CUCAGCAAGCAACAGAAUCAUCGGAGCCAAGGACCACGCUUCCAUCCAGCUGAACAUCGCUGAGGUUGACAAGGUGACUGGUCGCUUCAACGGUCAGUUCAAGACCUACGCCAUCUGUGGACCCAUUAGAAGGAUGGGAGAGUCUGAUGACUCCAUCCUGAGGUUGGCCAAGACUGACGGCGUCGUUGCAAAGAACAUCUGAGCCGUCCAGUUCAGGAUGUGGAAAAUUAGUUCAAUAAAAGGAUGAAAACAAACAGA